Messenger RNA from Gymnodraco acuticeps, 1184 nucleotides. RefSeq lists its product as uncharacterized. Bases 437 to 964 code for a protein of 175 amino acids. The record is from RefSeq and is a predicted model, not a curated record. The transcript has 4 exons. NCBI's taxonomy places the organism in Eukaryota, Metazoa, Chordata, Actinopteri, Perciformes, Bathydraconidae.
UAUGAGUGGUGAUAUUAUUGUUUUUAAAUUGAUAGCCUUCAUGUAUAAAUUCCCACACGACACUUGUAAUGUAAUGUACAUCACCUCCUUGUGAAGCUUGAGCCAAACGUCAGGGGUUAAUGAGCAUUACAUCUCUGCUCCAAACUCUUAACUUUGCUACCUGAUCAAUAGAAGGAAAGUGGGAUGAAUUUCCCUGCUUCUGGAUGUUUCUGUGCAAUAAGGAUAUGUUCCUGUGAAGCUGAUGUGUGCGCGUGUGAGUAACUACGUACAGACGGAGCAAUAGUCUGUCCUCAGUCCAACAGAAAGCUCUGAUGCUGCUGCUGCUCCUCCGCAUACCGACACACCGGCGCAGCUCCACCACGGGACAGCGAGCACAUUGCCAGUGAGGUGCUGUGAAGGUUAUUGAUCUGAUCGGACGGACUCUCACCAAUCCGCCAUGGAGCUGCAGCUGUUAGCCACCGUCUGCAUCCUCUUUAGCAGGAUUGUGGUAACACAUCAAAAUACUCACAUGAACUGGUUUUAUACGCUUCUGUUCGCUCCUCGUGGGCCUCAGAUGUUUCCGUGUCUAACGUACCUGGAGCGAAAUGUGCGGGUGGACUGUGAGUUCCCCCCCACCUACCAGGUGCCCGGGCCAUACUGCGAGUACCGGCAGGACAGCCGCCUGGUGGGCAGCACGUUCCCCAACGCCGUGGUCUACGUGUCCACAGAGGACCGCCGGAGGAGCAACGUCAGCCUGGUGUACCCCAACCUGUGCCGCCUCACCUGGGCCCCGCUGGCCGAUGAGAAGCCCUUCACCUACACAUGCAGGGUGUACCAGGGGGAUAAGUGGCUGGAGAACAGCAUGGCCGUCCAUCACAGGAUUCUUCCAAUCUGCUCUGCGAUCAGCGUGAUGUUCAAGUCCUCGCCAUGGUAUUUGUCCCUGCUGAUGACACUUCCUGUCGCUCUGGGUCUUCUGAGUCCAUGAACUUUCACAUGGUAACGCCUCAAUGGCCGCUUCCUACAUGAUUUGUGACUCACUGGUUUUCUGGUUGACUCUAUGAAGACUUCUCAAUACUCUAAUUUCCCCUCCUCGACUCCCCUCCUCGACUCCUAUCCUCGACUCCCCUCCUCGACUCCUAUCCUUGUGUCUUAGUCCCGCCCACAGGAGAUGCGAGCGGAGGAGUCGAGGAGGGGAACCGAGGAGA